Beauveria bassiana ARSEF 2860 is the source of this 1428-nucleotide messenger RNA. Its product is annotated as ThiF family protein. The coding region runs from base 1 to 1428 and encodes 475 amino acids. Gene Ontology annotation, molecular function: thiosulfate-cyanide sulfurtransferase activity; adenylyltransferase activity; URM1 activating enzyme activity. The record is from RefSeq and is a predicted model, not a curated record. Gene Ontology annotation, biological process: tRNA wobble position uridine thiolation; protein urmylation. Gene Ontology annotation, cellular component: cytosol; cytoplasm. The transcript is spliced from 3 exons. Lineage: Eukaryota; Fungi; Ascomycota; Sordariomycetes; Hypocreales; Cordycipitaceae.
AUGACGGAGGAAAUCGACCGCUUGCGCAGAGAGAUUGCGCAGCGCGAAUCUGAGCUAGCGGACCUAAAGUCGCAGCUCGCCGUCGCCGAGUCGCAGAAGCGCGAGACGGAGCACAGCGCAGACGCGCAAAAGGACUGGAAAUGGCCGCUUAAAGAAGACGAGUAUGAGAGGUAUAGCCGGCAGAUGAUUGUGCCCAAUUUCGGGCUGCAAGGACAGCUUCGGCUGAGAAAGGCCAAGGUGCUGCUCGUCGGCGCAGGUGGCCUGGGCUGUCCUGCAGCGGCGUAUCUGGCGGGCGCUGGCGUCGGCGUCUUGGGCCUCAUUGACGGCGACACGGUCGAGGUGUCGAACCUGCAUCGCCAAGUGGCUCAUUCCACCAGCCGUGUGGGCAUGACCAAGGUCGAAAGCGCCAUUACCUACCUCAAAGACCUCAACCCUACCAUCACAUACCAUGCGCACCAAACGCACCUGACGCCGCAAAACGCAGCUUCCAUCCUGUCUUCGUACGACCUCGUCCUGGACUGCACCGACCACCCCACCUCGCGCUACCUCAUCUCCGACGCCUGCGUGCUCCUCGGCAAGCCCCUCGUUUCCGCCUCGGCGUUCCAGACCUCUGGGCAGCUGCUCGUCCUGCACAGCCCGCCCGGCCGCGGGCCCUGCUACCGGUGCGUGUUCCCGAAGCCGCCGCCGCCCGAGAGCGUCGUCGGCUGCGGUGAGGGCGGCAUCAUCGGCCCAGUCGUCGGUACCAUGGGCGUGCUGCAGGCCCUCGAGGCCAUCAAGCUCAUCACGCGUGGCGGGCUGGAGUCGCCGUCGCCCUCCUCCUCCUCCUCCUCCUCCACGGACGCGGCGGCACCAAAGCAAAUGACCAUGCUCCUCUUUAGCAGCAUGGCAGAAAACGACAACAUGUUCCGCACGGUGCGCAUCCGUGGCAAGCGCGACGACUGCUUUGCAUGCGGAAGCGGCGGCGGGGACGGUGCCCUGACGCUGGCGCAGAUGCAGUCGUCGCUGGAUUACGUGCAGUUUUGCGGCGUCGCGCAGCCGGUGAAGCUGCUGCACCCGGCGGAGCGCAUCCCCGCGUCCGAGUACGCGCGGAUAGCGGCGGACCGCGGCUCGCCGCACUUGCUCAUUGAUGUCCGCGAAAAGGAGCAUUUUGGGCUGUCAAACAUUCCCGGCUCCGUCAACGUCCCCAUCAGCCUGUUUAUGAGACCGCGCGCGCCUACAGAGGCUGGGACGCCGGACUGGAUGCCGGCAGACCUCCCGCACUCGGCGCCCAUCUAUGUCGUGUGCCGCGUGGGAAACGAUUCGCAGAUUGCUACGCAAAAGCUCAAGGAGCUGGGACUUGACCGCAAUGGUGAGCGGUUCGUGGGAGACAUUGACGGCGGACUGCGUGCGUGGCGCAAGGAUGUGGACCCUACAUUACCCUUCAUAUAA